UCAGUGCAGGUGGAGAGAGGGACUGCUGGAUAUCUGAACCUGGAGAUUUCACUGGAUGGAUCCUCUUUAACUCUUCUUUAACCAUCAAGACUUUGUAUAUAUGUGUUUUAUUUAUUAUUCCUGCUUUGGACAUAACUUAACUUUACUUUGAAGAUUUGCUGCUACCACCAGUGGAUGUAAUCCCAACACUCAGGUGCUGUUUAAGGAGGGAAAACUGCUGGAGGAGGAUUUAUUUAUUUGAAAUUCUGAGACUGAUUCUUCCUCCAUUAAAGGAGUUUAUCGUUGUGAGACACCCAUCUUCAGCAUAAGUUGCGUGAUCAUGGCAGACUUCCCGUCCAAGGUUGCCACGGAGACCAGCUCCCCCCACUCCCAGGGCUCUCAGCAGGGGGGCAACAGCCUCAGAGGGCUGGCUGCGAAUGUCACCAUUAGGAUGGACAUGUCCUUUAUCCGAAGCAUCCCGGCCAUCCUCAUGAUGGCAGAAAUAUUUCUGGGGAUGCUCCAGUGGGCGUUGAUAGCCAGCGCUCCCUACACGGCACUGCCGGCGUAUGGCUGGGUGCUGUUUGUGGCCAUCACCCUGUGGAUCCUCACCACCAUCCUCUUCUUCAUGAUCCUGUUCAGAGCCCAGCAAAAACUAUCCGCUGUCCCCUGGCCCAUGACGGUGAUGGCGUAUCACGGCAUAGCCACAGUCCUCUAUCUGACCGCCUUCCUGGCCAACGCAGCAUCUGUGCAUCCCUACCGCUUCACCUAUUUCUACGGACAUAUGGCAGCCGCCUCUUUCUUUGGUGCCGUGGUGACCGUGGCGUACGGAGCCAGUGCUUUCUUCUCCUAUCUGGAGUGGAAGGGAGAUGGAGGAAACGCUGCCACCAGCACAGUGCCGACCUAGGACUCAAACCUGUGGUGCCGAUCCUGGGAAAACACUUGUGUUCUCUUUCCCUCAGUAUACCGGGAUAUAGUCCGGUGUCGAUGCUCAACUGUCCUCAGUGUCACGUGACCAUCACUGCGGACCGUGGUAACCCAAAUCCUGACCUUAGCUUAACCCCAGUAUUAACAAUACGUUCACACAGACAUUAUUUAUACAUAGUUUUCAGUGAAACUCAAUAGACUUUGACCUUAUGAAAAUAAAUUGUAUCUCAGCAUUUAAUUGUCCACAUAAAAUGUGGCUGCCUAUAAGUAAUACAUUUAAUAAUAUUACCAUUAUAAAUGCAAAUAUAAAGCCAACAAUGCCUUAAAUGCUUGGUAAUAGCAUGGGUGUAUUUAAUAUACACAUAUGAUGCCUCAGUAUGCACUAAAGAUAUUUUGAUAGUCCGGACUGUAGGAUGAAUAUGAAGCUACUGGCAGCACAAUGGAGACGAGGGGAAUGCCUCAGUGGGAAGGUACAGUAACAAAACCCACCCUCCAGUACCUGUAAGACUCAUUCAUUAACACAGAAAUGAGCCAGAUUAACGUUAGUUCUUGGCCAGGAAGCAGUGAUUUCCUGGAGUCUUCUCAGCCGAUAAAUAAUCUGGCAGUUAAUUGGCUGCUGGCUGUAAGCCUCAUAGUCAACGUAUACAGACACGAGAGCGGCAUCCAUCUUCACAGUUAACCCCCAGCGGAUAAGCAAAGCACUGAUUCAGUAACAAUGAUAGAGCACAUUCCUUUAUCUUACUUUCACUCCGUAUUUUCCUCCUGGUCGUCCUCGGCCCACCAGCAGUGGCUCUGUAUCCUGACAGUAGUAAAUGAGACAGAUCAUCUGUGAACCUCUGGCUCCUCCUGGUGCUCCUAACAGCCACCUGGCCCCAAAAAUAACAACCAAUCAGAGCCAAGAAAGGUAGUGUCAUUCCCACGUGGUCAAAUAUCAAUGCUGGGAUUGAGACAACAACAAUCGACCAUCUUCGAGUCACCAAGACCAAAACGUUUUUCCAUCUUUCUCAGCCCUGAUUGGUUGCUUUCGUUCGGGCCUGGUGGAUUCUUGCAUAUCCCAUUAGGAGCACUAGGAGGAGCCAGAGGAACCUGUCAGGAUACAGUGAAGAAAAAUGACCUGCUGCAGCUUUAAAUAAGGUCGCAACAAAACAAAAAAAUUUAAUUGAACUGCAGAGUAAAUGCAGUUAUUUGUUCAUAUUCUGAAUAACAGCAACAACAUAGUAUUAGCACAUCUACUAUACAGUGGGAUCCAUUAUUGAUGACAUUUGUUUGGAAAAACUGCCUCAAAAUAUCAACAUUAUUCAGAACUGCUCUAAAGUCGUGUCCUCAGUGUGACUGUGCGGUUUGAGAGGGAGGAGGAUCAAACACAGGAACUUACUCCAAACUUUGACAGCCUGACCAAAGACUUUGAUUUUUAACAUUUCUUCCAGUGUGGAGUAGCAACUAAAGCUGUGUCAUCCAACAAGGAGAAACACACAGAAACAUCAUUAUCGAACGUUCGUUUACGUUUUUUUUGUUUACAGAUCGUGGUUGUUGUUGCACCGGUUAGACUGAUGAGUACUGUAUCAGGCCUGUAUCACUAACUCCUGCAUGAACAGGAAGGUGUGAAGAAUUACUGUAUGCAUUGAAUCUGUGUCCUGAACAUCCAGGCUCCCGUAGAAACCCAUUAAUCCCCCAUGGACCAAGCCAAAGCACUGAUAAUGAACUGAACAAUUGACUGUUUUAAUCCAACAUUCUGCAUUAAUGACUCCUUUAAUGAUCCAAAUAUGGUUCCACUGGGGACUCACAGAGCUGUGGGAAAAGUCUGGAACAUAUUUCUUUGAUUUAUACGAUACCAGUCCCUCCAAGAGUUCGGUGGCUUUUUGUCGCAGCCUAAAAUGCCUCUUUACACACCAGCGUCGCAAUGCAAGGUGUGAUGGCAACAGUUGACGUAAAGUGAGCCAAUACCCAUGUGUUCUGUGCAACCCUGCAACCGCUGUUGAGCCAUACGUCAUCAAACUGCUAGCGAGGUUUUGCAAUGUUUACCUUCUUCCGCAAUGUCAUGGCAAAAUAAAAUAAAAAGGUUUAAAACAUCGCAACAUGCACUGCAAUUUUUAGACAGUCCCCCCCCCCAAAAAAAGCCCCCAAAAUCCUGGAGGGACUGUGAUACCGUGCUCCACUCUUGUUAUACGUGCCUUUAUGAAAUUCGUUGCGUGUUUUUGUACCAAGAAUUUGAAUGCUAGUAAAAUCCUGUGGUGUCUGCUGGGGUUCAAAUAAAGCACUUGGUGUUUUCAA
Dicentrarchus labrax (European seabass) is the source of this 3174-nucleotide messenger RNA. RefSeq names its product plasmolipin (gene pllp). The coding region runs from base 320 to 883 and encodes 187 amino acids. The record is from RefSeq and is a predicted model, not a curated record. Lineage: Eukaryota; Metazoa; Chordata; Actinopteri; Moronidae. Gene Ontology annotation, molecular function: structural constituent of myelin sheath. Gene Ontology annotation, cellular component: membrane. The transcript has 4 exons. Gene Ontology annotation, biological process: myelination.